AUGGCCAGUAUAUUCACCGAUGAUGAGAAAAAACAAUUCAAGGAGGUAUGGAAAUUGUUCGAUAAGGAUGGUACUGGAACAGUCGCAAAUAAGGACGUCGGAACAAUGAUACGAGCUGCGGGAGAGAACCUUACCGAGGGUGAGGUUAUGGAUCAUGUCGCCGACACUGGCGGUUCCGUUGAUUUCAAUUCUUUCCUUGAGAUGAUGGCGAAGCAGUCAGCGGCGAGCAAAGACUCUGAGGAAGAAAUCGUAGAAUGCUUCAAGGUUUUUGACCAGGAGGGAAAAGGAUACAUUGCGGUAUCAGAAUUGAAGCACAUCAUGACGAGCCUUGGAGAGAAACUCGACGACGAUGAGGUUACCGAAAUGGUUUCUGAAGCUACUAUUGAGGACGGUAAAGUGAAGUAUGCAGAAUUGGUCAAGAUCUUGAUGGCCGGUUAA
This is a messenger RNA of Seminavis robusta, 438 nucleotides long. Lineage: Eukaryota; Bacillariophyta; Bacillariophyceae; Naviculales; Naviculaceae. The record is from the annotation of a GenBank genome assembly.